UGUGGCCGAAACCUGUCUUUGAUUUCUUUUCCUUUACUCGUGGUUAUGGUAUUGCCCAGCUACUAUGAAAACAGUGUGUCGAUCGUUACUAAAACAACACAAUUUUACAUGUAUGGGAACGGCGGUCGGUGGAGUUCUGUCCAGAUCUGUUAGCACUCUCAAGCUGCCUCCAUUCGCAGAUGAGGCGUCACUUUAUGUCCAUUGGCCCUAUUGCCUGAAACGAUGCUCUUACUGCAACUUCAACAAGUAUAUUCCUCGGAGCCAAAAUCAUGCUGUCAUGACCGAAUGUCUGCAGAAAGAGACACAGACCUUAGUGCAACUCAGCGAGGUAUCUCGAAUCAGCUCAGUGUUUUUUGGUGGAGGAACACCCAGCCUGGCUCAGCCCUCCACAAUUGCUGCCAUCCUGGAGACUGUCUCCAAACAUGCGCAACUUUCACAUGAUGCAGAGGUCACUCUGGAAGUGAAUCCUACACCUGCUGGAAAAGCUAGUCUGAAGGACUUCAUGUUAGCUGGAGUUAACAGAUUUUCUAUUGGAAUUCAGUCACUAAAUGAUGAUCACCUGAGGACUCUAGGGAGGGAUCACAGUUCUCAGCAUGCUCUUCAGACAGUGGCAGAGGCUAGGACACUUUGCCCGAGACGGGUGUCAGUGGAUGUCAUGUUUGCUCUCCCAUACCAAAGUGUGAAGUCAUGGGAGAUGGAGCUGGAGAAACUGCUGCCAGUAUGUGACGAUCAUGUUUCACUGUAUCAACUGACUUUAGAAAGGGGUACACAGCUGUUUAAACAGGUUGGCAGUGGUGAAUUAAGUGUACCUGAUGAUUAUAUCACAGCGGUUAUGUACAAAUCAGCAUGCAGGAUCCUGGAGCGGGUUGGGUUUCAUCAGUACGAGGUGUCCAACUUUGCCAAAAAUAAUGCUUUCAGUGAACACAAUAUUGGGUACUGGAGGAGUCAGCAGUACAUAGGAGUAGGCCCAGGGGCACAUGGACGCUUUGUUCCAUGUGCAGAGGGAGGAGCUCAGAGGGAAGCUCGGACACAGACUUUAGAACCAGAUGUUUGGAUACGAGAGGUUCAGCGGCAAGGUCAUGGAACACGCAGACGAAUACAGCUCGAUCAUCAUGGCCUGCUGGAGGAAGUUUUGGUCAUGGGUUUGCGUAUGAAUGAAGGAAUCAGCCACCAGCACUGGGAGCUAUUCAGCCCAGAAGCAGACCUCCAUAACAUUUUUGGUGUGUCAGAUAACAUUCAGGAAUUAGAAGCAGGGGGACUUCUUAUACUUGAUGACAGGGGUUUGCGGUGUUCCUGGGAAGGCUUGGCUUUACUGGACAGCAUCUUACCCACACUGCUGGUAGAAUUAGAGAUGUUUCUCAAAAGCAGGAGCAUCGUGAAGACACAGUACACCAGCAGAGAGACAGACAUUAAGAGAGACAGAUGACACUUUAUGUCAUCAGGGUUCCUAUGGCAUGGAAACGUAAUGGGAAAUGAGAAAAAUAUUGAAAUGUCCUGAAAAAUUAUUAAUUGUCCUGGAAAAUAGUUCAUUAUAAUAAAACUGUUUGACUGUGUGGCUAAAAUGUUUUUGUUACAUGUAAAACAAAAACAUUGUUAUGAUUGGGUUAAAUACGGAAAUUCAUAUAGUUUUGUCUAGGGAUGCCCCUUUUUUCUGAUACCAAUUUAAAAAAAAAAAAAUAUAUAUAUAUAUAUAUAUAUAUAUAUAUAUAUAUAUAUAUAUAUUUCCACCUUUACAUUAUUACUUUUUUAUUAUGGAUCAAGCCCUGAAAAGGCCAAGACCCCUAUUGUAAUUGUCAAUGUUCUAGAGACUAUAGCAGGCAGCCCAUAGAACCGUUUGAAGACUUGGUUUCGAUUUCCGCUUGACUAGAUUUUCCGGCAUUUAAAAUUUUAAGGAAACACGUUUUUUUCGCUGCUACUACUAAAUUUCCACCAAUUUUUUUUAAGUGGUAGUGAGAUAGAGCUACACAAAAAGUUAACACUUUUUUUUUUCGAUGUUUGAAAUCGUUCCUGAUAAGUGGCUUCACGAAGUUGAUUGUGAGCACGCCAAAAUAGAGUUCAUGCUGUAUCUCCGCAAUACUUUGACGGAUUUUGACAAAACUUGGUACGUUUCAUCGCCAUCAUGCAUUGAGGUCACCUUCACCACACUGCCCCCUACUGGUUAGGAGACAGCAAAAAUUGCUAUUUUGGCUUAAACUCUUGAAAACUUUGGCCAAAAAUAAUAAAACUGGUCUCUUCAGAUUCAGUGAAACAUUCAAGUUUCAAGCGAUACCUAAUUUUCCCAUGUCGGCCAUUUUGGGCAUCAGCCAUUUUGAAUUUAGUCACAAAAUGCUGUAUUUAAUGAGUAUCGUUACAAAACGUUGUAUGUGUCAUCAGGACCAUUCCCUGAAGGUGCCUGAGACGUUUGGGUCCGGCACCACCUAGUGGUGGAAAAAUGUAUUUUGUUAACUUUUUGAGCUUAUAAUUUUUAGUGGUGUUGGUCUAUUUUCUUGCUGAGAGAAAUGAAACCAUAUUUGCUAUGGUUCGCCUUAUGGCCUGUUGCCUCUUCGAAAAUUGCUUCAAAGCUGUGCGUCUGAUCGGAACGAAACCAAAAUAAGAAGCGUCAUUAGUACGUUUAUUUGGUUGAAGGGAACAUGGCAACAUUUUGCUCAUAAAUGCCAAAAACAGGCCGAUGAAUUUUAAAAGUGGUCUCUGCUUUAACAUGAAAUAAGAAAUUUCACCAAACUUGACACUUAUUACAGGGCUCAACCUGAGAACACAAAGUUGUGGGGUUUGACCAUUUGGUGGUGCUAUAACGGAAACAAUAUGAAAGUGGCUCUAACUAUAGAAACAUUGGUCCAAUUAAUUUCAGAAUUUGCAUGCAGUGUCUUUGUGGGUGUUGCCUUCAUUGAUCAUGAGGACAGUUGCAUAUAUUGAGAAACAUGGCAGCCAUUGGCCAAUCAUCAACAUAUUUGACAUUGAGCACACCAAAAGAGACUUGAGGCUGUAUGUUUGCAUUUUUGAGAGACCGGUCUUGAGAGAUUGCGUGGGUCAUGCAGAGAACAAUGAUACCAUAGUUGGCCAUGAUUUGAUUUUAUGUAAAAUUUAUGUAAUUUGAUUUUAUGUUUUGUUGUUGCUAUUACUCCUAUAACAUUUGUCCAGUCAACAUGAAAUUUAAA
This is a messenger RNA of Xyrauchen texanus (razorback sucker), 3155 nucleotides long. It is a transcript of the gene rsad1, whose product is annotated as radical S-adenosyl methionine domain containing 1. NCBI's taxonomy places the organism in Eukaryota, Metazoa, Chordata, Actinopteri, Cypriniformes, Catostomidae. The record is from RefSeq and is a predicted model, not a curated record. The coding region runs from base 65 to 1426 and encodes 453 amino acids. The transcript is spliced from 9 exons. Gene Ontology annotation, molecular function: 4 iron, 4 sulfur cluster binding; coproporphyrinogen oxidase activity. Gene Ontology annotation, cellular component: cytoplasm. Gene Ontology annotation, biological process: porphyrin-containing compound biosynthetic process.